CUGCAGCCAUGAAAUUAAAAGAUGUUUACUCCUUGGAAGGAAAGUUAUGACCAAACUAGACAGCAUAUUAAAAAGCAGAGACAUUACUUUGCCAACAAAGGUCCGUCUUGUCAAAGCUAUGGUUUUUCCAGUGGUCAUGUAUGGAUGUGAGAGUAGGACUAUAAAGAAGGCUGAGCACUGAAGAAUUGAUGCUUUUGAACUGUGGUGUUGGAAAAGACUCUUGAGAGUCCCUUGGACUGCAAGGAGAUCCAACCAGUCCAUCCUAAAGGAGAUCAGUCUUGAGUGUUCAUUGGAAGGACUGAUGUUGAAGCUGAAUCUCUUAAUACUUUGGCUACCUGAUGUGAAGAGCUGACUCUUUUGAAAAGACCCUGAUUCUGGGAAAGAUUGAAGGCAGGAGGAGAAGGGGACGACAGAGGAUGAGAUGGUUGGAUGGCAUCACCGACUCAAUGGACAGUUUGGCUGAAUUGGAAGCAUUGUGUACUCAUCUCUACAUAGGGACUGAUCUUACACAAAGAAUAGAGGCUGAGAAAGCACUCCUGGACCUUAUUGACAGCCCAGAAUGUCUCAGCAAGUGUCAACUUUUAUUAGAACAAGGAACAACAUCCUAUGCUCAACUCCUUGCAGCAACUUGUCUUUCAAAACUUGUUAGCCGAGUCAGUCCUUUGCCAGUUGAACAGAGAAUAGAUAUCAGAAACUACAUUCUUAAUUAUGUGGCUUCACAGCCCAAGCUGGCUCCCUUUGUUAUCCAAGCUUUAAUUCAAGUCAUUGCUAAAAUCACUAAAUCAGGGUGGUUUGAAGUUCAGAAAGACCGAUUUGUUUUCAGAGAAAUUAUUGCUGAUGUGAAGACGUUUCUUCAGGGUGCUAUGGAACACUGCAUAAUAGGAGUAAUAAUCCUUUCAGAAUUGACUCAGGAAAUGAACCUGGUUGAUUAUUCUAGACCUUCAGCAAAACACAGGAAAAUAGCUACCUCAUUUCGUGAUACUUCUCUCAAAGACAUUUUAGUGCUAGCAUGCUCUCUUCUAAAAGAGAUAUUGGGCAAGCCUUUAAACCUUCAGGAUCAGGAUCAACAAAAUCUAGUAAUGCAAGUCUUGAAACUGGUCCUCAACUGCCUUAACUUUGACUUCAUUGGCAGUUCAGCAGAUGAAUCUGCAGAUGAUCUUUGCACAGUACAGAUUCCAACAACUUGGAGAACAAUUUUCCUGGAACCAGAAACAUUGGAUCUUUUCUUUAAUUUGUAUCAUUCACUUCCACCACUCCUAUCUCAGUUAGCACUUUCAUGUUUAGUUCAAUUUGCUUCUACAAGAAGGUCCUUAUUUAGCAGUCCUGAACGUGCCAAGUACCUUGGUAAUUUAAUUAAGGGAGUAAAAAGGAUACUUGAAAACCCUCAGGGUUUGUCUGAUCCAGGUAAUUAUCAUGAAUUUUGUCGAUUUUUGGCUCGUUUAAAGACAAAUUAUCAGCUGGGAGAAUUAGUUAUGGUGAAGGAAUAUCCUGAAGUUAUCAGAUUGAUUGCCAAUUUUACCAUUACUAGUCUACAGCAUUGGGAAUUUGCUCCCAACAGUGUUCAUUAUUUAUUAACCCUGUGGCAGAGGAUGGUGGCAUCCGUUCCUUUUGUGAAAUCAACUGAACCCCACCUAUUAGACACUUACGCACCAGAAAUCACGAAGGCCUUUAUCACUUCUCGCUUGGAAUCUGUUGCUGUAGUUGUGAGAGAUAAUUUAGAUGAUCCACUGGAUGAUACCACCACUGUGUUUCAGCAGUUGGAGCAGUUGUGCACUGUUAGCAGAUGUGAAUAUGAAAAGACAUGCACUCUUCUUGUACAGUUGUUUGAUCAAAAUGCACAGAAUUACCAAAAACUUCUGCAUUCAACUUCUGGAAUAACUGUGGACAUGGCAGUUCAAGAAGGACGUCUUGCCUGGCUGGUAUACUUAGUUGGAACAGUUGUUGGUGGAAGAUUAACAUAUACCAGUACAGAUGAACAUGAUGCUAUGGAUGGAGAAUUAUCCUGUCGAGUUUUUCAGCUUAUAUCUUUAAUGGAUACCGGAUUGCCUCAGUGUUCUAAUGAGAAAAUAGAACUUGCAAUUCUGUGGUUCUUGGAUCAGUUUCGUAAAACAUAUGUUGGUGAUCAACUUCAAAGAACCUCAAAGGUAUAUGCCCGUAUGUCAGAAGUCUUAGGAAUAACAGAUGACAGCCAUGUUCUAGAAACAUUCAUGACGAAAAUUGUUACAAACCUUAAAUACUGGGGAAGAUGUGAGCCUGUAAUUUCAAGGACGCUUCAGUUCCUAAAUGACCUUUCUGUUGGCUAUAUCCUUUUAAAAAAACUUGUGAAGAUAGAUGCCGUGAAAUUCAUGCUAAAAAAUCACACGAGUGAACACUUCCCCUUUCUUGGCAUCAGUGACAGUUACAGUCUCAGUGACUUCAGAUGCCGAACAACCUUCUACACAGCCCUCACUCGUCUUCUGAUGGUAGAUCUAGGCGAAGAUGAGGAUGAAUUUGAAAAUUUCAUGCUGCCUCUUACAGUCUCUUUUGAAACAGUAUUACAGAUAUUCAACAACAACUUUAAACAAGAAGAUGUGAAGCGUAUGUUGAUCGGGCUGGCAAGAGAUCUUCGAGGGAUUGCCUUUGCACUGAACACAAAGACCAGCUACACCAUGCUGUUUGACUGGAUGUACCCAGCAUAUCUUCCUGUUCUUCAGAGGGCUAUCGAGCUGUGGUAUGGAGAGCCAGCAUGUACAACUCCCAUCUUAAAACUUAUGGCAGAACUGAUGCAAAACAGAUCCCAGCGUUUGAAUUUUGAUGUAUCAUCUCCUAAUGGAAUUCUUCUCUUCAGAGAAGCUAGUAAAAUGAUUUGCACUUAUGGUAAUCAGAUCCUGUCCCUUGGGAGCCUCUCAAAAGAUCAGAUUUAUCCAAUGAAACUCAAGGGCAUCUCCAUCUGCUAUUCAGCUCUCAAAUCUGCCUUGUGUGGAAAUUAUGUCAGCUUUGGCGUCUUCAAGUUGUAUGGGGACAACCACUUUGACAAUGUACUCCAAGCUUUUGUCAAAAUGCUGCUGUCAGUGUCCCACAGUGACUUGCUCCAAUAUCGGAAACUGAGCCAGUCGUAUUAUCCACUCUUGGAAUGUCUCACCCAGGACCACAUGAGCUUCAUCACCAACUUAGACCCUCCUGUACUCCUGUAUGUUCUCACAUCCAUCUCAGAGGGACUCACUGCUCUUGAUACAGUCGUCUCCUCCAGCUGCUGUACCAGUUUAGACUACAUCGUCACCUACCUCUUCAAGCACAUAGCAAAAGAGGGCAAGAAAUCACUUCGAUGCCGAGAGGCUACCCAGGCUGGUCAGAGACUGUUACAUUUUAUGCAGCAAAAUCCAGAGGUCCUGCAGCAGAUGAUGUCCGUCCUCAUGAACACCAUUGUCUUUGAAGACUGUCGGAACCAGUGGUCAGUAUCCAGGCCUCUCCUAGGGCUCAUCCUGCUCAAUGAGAAGUAUUUCGGUGAACUGAGGGCAGGUCUGAUAAGCAGCCAGCCUCUCCCCAAGCAGGAGGCCCUUGCCCAGUGCUUCAGGAGCCUGAUGGAAGGAGUGGAACAGAACCUGUCUAUCAAGAACAGGGACAGGUUCACCCAGAACCUCUCUGUCUUCAGAAGAGACGUGGCUGAGGCCCUGCGUAGCGAUGGCAUCAUUGAGCCACUGGACAUGAUGAGCUGACUGGACUUCUGCCCGUGUGCCAAGAGGCCUUCAUCCAGAGACUUGUGGGUCAGGGUCCCAGGACAGUGAUGUUGGCUAGCCCAGGAGAAUCUAUUUUUCAAAACAACAACAAAAACCCUACCUUUUUAUAAGUCUGGCCUAAUUAUAAGAAUUUAUAAUAGUGCACAAACAAUGUAAAUUCAGUCUUUGCACUGAAAAAAGCAAAAGAUGUGUUUUCAGUCUUUCUAUAUAAGAUUAUUACCUUUGUUCUCAUAAUUCUCUAAAAGGGUAGAAACAACGUUUAACCAAAGAACAUAAUAAACCAGGUUUGCAACUCAGUGU
Messenger RNA from Dama dama (fallow deer), 4016 nucleotides. It is a transcript of the gene RANBP17, whose product is annotated as RAN binding protein 17. The transcript has 28 exons. Gene Ontology annotation, cellular component: cytoplasm; nuclear pore. The coding region runs from base 417 to 3695 and encodes 1092 amino acids. Gene Ontology annotation, molecular function: small GTPase binding; nuclear export signal receptor activity. Gene Ontology annotation, biological process: protein export from nucleus. The record is from RefSeq and is a predicted model, not a curated record. Lineage: Eukaryota; Metazoa; Chordata; Mammalia; Artiodactyla; Cervidae.